UCAAAAAAUGUUCGCUCCUCUCGCUUCUCGUCAAGUUGCUAUUAUUGCUCGUUCUUCGAAUUUGCGUCCAAUUUUCUUUCCUGUUCAAGCAAUGCUUCAACCUAGCCAGGCAAUGAUGUUUAGCACGACUGCUGUUCGAAAGGAUAUUGACAGUGCUGCUAAAUAUAUUGGAGCAGGGGCUGCUACUGCUGGUGUUGCUGGUUCUGGGGCCGGAAUUGGAAAUGUUUUUGGAUCGCUGUUGAUUGGAUUUGCUCGCAAUCCUUCGCUUAAACAGCAACUCUUCUCUUAUGCAAUUCUUGGAUUUGCUCUGUCCGAGGCUAUGGGACUUUUUUGUUUGACUAUGGGCUUUUUGAUUCUCUUUGCCCUCUGAAGAAGUUUUAAAAGAAAAAGUAUAGGUUGAAAGUUUGAUUUUUUUGUUGUAAAACAAUUUAAAGGUUUUUGUUAAAUGGAAAAUGAAAUUUAGUUUUUGUGUUG
Molecule: messenger RNA, 474 nt
Organism: Meloidogyne enterolobii
Lineage: Eukaryota; Metazoa; Nematoda; Chromadorea; Rhabditida; Meloidogynidae
Source: the annotation of a GenBank genome assembly